UAUUAAAGAGGGUUAAAACUUAAACAUCCUCUGGACGAUACCAAAAACAAACAAGUUCUUUUGAAAAUCAAAAAAAAAAAAAAAAAUGGCGAAGCGAUCUAGGGUUAUCACCAUGUCUCCUCUUGUUCUCGACAAGGAAGACGAUCUCGAUCUUUGGGAAGUCGUGAAUCCCUCCGAUGGCGAGUUCUCCGACGAUUCUUUCUCCGUCGAUAGUCUUUCCGAUGAUGACGUCAUCUCUCUUGACGACGACGAAGACGAAGUUUCCGUUGUCUCGCUGUCUGUCAUUACUCAGACGCUUCCUGUUGCCGACGCCGUGGAUCUGGAUUCAGACGACGGUGAUGUUGUUGGUGAUCAUGGCGAUGAUGAUGAUGUCGUUCGCGAUGAAGUUGAUGAUAUCGUCGAUCUUGGAUGGGCUCAACGGCAGAUACUGUUUCUCGGUGACGUUGGAGGUUCUCGCGGAGUCACGUACGGAGAUUGUUUUAGUGACGACAGCGGAGAUAGUUUUAAUGACGACAGCGGAGAAGAAGAGGAUCGCGGUGGUGAAUAUGGAGAUUACGACGAUUCGUAUGAUCUUGAGGAAGAGUUGGUUCUGCGUAGCGUGAAUAAGAAGGUUGGGAGACAGAGGAUGAGGAAAUUGGGGAAAAGAGCAAUCGCGAAGGUAGCAUCGAAGAAGAUGACUCCUUAUUCUCACUUGAAGUAUGGAUGCGUUCGUCGUGGUAAGCAUGGUCUCGGCAUGAAAUUCAAGUGCUGAUCUGUUUGUUAGAUCUCGCCAUGGAUGGACAUGGAUUCUUCAAGAACUCGUUAGAGAAUUUCUCAAUUUCCUGGGUUUUAAUUGAUGUGUAAAUUUGCUUAGUUCAAUUUCAAAAUUCCUCGUUUCGGUAAUUCGGAUGAUGUUUCUGAAGAUGGCAUUGUAUAUAACUCUCUCGCACUAGGAUUUCAAGAAUUUCUCCGUUAUUCAACUGAUUCGUUCUCUUUGUGAUCGUGAUUCGUUUCUUUAAUGGAGUUUAUCAGAUCAGAUUGUGGUUA
Camelina sativa (false flax) is the source of this 1026-nucleotide messenger RNA. Lineage: Eukaryota; Viridiplantae; Streptophyta; Magnoliopsida; Brassicales; Brassicaceae. The record is from RefSeq and is a predicted model, not a curated record.